GUAAGGGUAUUGGCCUUCACGGGUGUUGAUUCUCUCAUUUUUUUGACAUGUCAAUCUGACCCACAAACAGAACUUCCACUCCUGGGGUCUUCCCUUCACUUUUAUAUUCCCCAUUACUGUUUCUUUCUUUGUCCUAAACUUUUUCUCAUAGGAGCCCAUCAUGCCUACCUAUUCUUCUUCUUCUUCUUCUUCUUCUUCUUCAUUAUCAUUUGUUUUCACUUGUUUGCUCAUUUUAAUGCUAGGCAUAAACUCCUCAAUUUCAAUAUUGGCGAAAACCACCAACACCACCCGUCGUCCUCCUCGCCAACUUUCCGUUAAUUACUAUGCAAGAACCUGUCCUCAACUUGAGCAACUUGUUGGUUCAGUUACUUCCCAGCAAUUUAAAGAAACACCAGUUUCAGGGCCAGCCACCAUUCGUCUAUUCUUUCAUGACUGCUUUGUAGAAGGAUGUGAUGCAUCUAUACUGAUAUCAACAAGGCCAGGAAGCAAACAGUUAGCAGAGAAGGACGCAGAGGAUAAUAAGAAUUUGAGGAUAGAAGGAUUUGAGAGUAUUAGAAAGGCUAAAGCAUUGGUGGAGGGCAAGUGCCCUGGUGUUGUUUCUUGUUCAGAUAUUCUUGCAAUUGCAGCCAGAGAUUUUGUCCACCUGGCAGGGGGACCUUAUUACCAAGUGAAGAAAGGCAGAUGGGAUGGGAAAAUAUCACUGGCAUCAAGGGUAACCUUCAAUCUCCCUAGUGCAAAUUCAACAGUUGAUCAGCUACUAAAACUCUUCAACUCCAAAGGAUUGACACUCCAAGAUCUAGUAGUACUUUCGGGUGCACAUACAAUUGGGUUUGCCCAUUGUAAGCAAUUUGUUAGCCGCCUCUACAAUUAUCAUGGCAGUAAGCAGCCUGAUCCUGCCAUUGACCCAAGGCUACUAAAGGCACUAAAGAUGUCAUGCCCACAAUUUGGUGGAAAUGAGGAUAUUGUAGCACCAUUUGAUGUUACUACUCCAUUCUUGUUUGAUCACGCUUAUUAUGGAAAUCUGGAGUCUAAAUUGGGCUUAUUGGCCACUGACCAAGCCCUCUUUUUGGACCCAAGGACCAAGCCCUUAGUUCAACAGUUGGGUAAAGAUAAGCAAAAAUUCUAUCAGGCAUUUGCACAGGCAAUGGAUAAAAUGGGUUCAAUUGGUGUCAAGAGGGGUAGAAGACAUGGGGAGAAGAGGAAAGAUUGUAGUAUUCAUGCUUCAUGAUUAUUUUGACCUUUUAUUAUUAUUAUUUUCUUUUCUUUUUUCUUUUUGAUUAAUGGCCUUUUGUGAAUGUGAGAAGAGAUUGAAAGAACUAAUGUAGCAAAAUUCAUUUUUAA
Ricinus communis (castor bean) is the source of this 1341-nucleotide messenger RNA. Its product is annotated as peroxidase 19. Gene Ontology annotation, biological process: response to oxidative stress; hydrogen peroxide catabolic process. The transcript has 3 exons. Gene Ontology annotation, molecular function: peroxidase activity; heme binding. NCBI's taxonomy places the organism in Eukaryota, Viridiplantae, Streptophyta, Magnoliopsida, Malpighiales, Euphorbiaceae. The record is from RefSeq and is a predicted model, not a curated record. Bases 161 to 1228 code for a protein of 355 amino acids.